Bolinopsis microptera is the source of this 808-nucleotide messenger RNA. RefSeq lists its product as uncharacterized. The coding region runs from base 178 to 549 and encodes 123 amino acids. The transcript has 3 exons. The record is from RefSeq and is a predicted model, not a curated record. Lineage: Eukaryota; Metazoa; Ctenophora; Tentaculata; Lobata; Bolinopsidae.
UUAACAAUAGAAAUCAUUGAAGUUUAACUUUUUCAUGAUGCAUUCAGCUGUAAGCAGAUGUUAUUAAACUUUCAAGGUAAAAAUGGGUACUAGGCCGGGUGAUUUAUUUAAAUCUUAAAGUCUAAUAUUUAUAUAUAAUAUCACCUAACCCUAUUAUUUCUCAUUUCAAGAAGUAACAUGGCACUGUUCCCAUUGAUUCUGUUGCUCUUGGUAUGUUCUGGAGCUACAUCUGACUUGGACGAUGUGUUGACCAUCACAAAAAUAGAGUUGUUCAUGUACAACAACUUUGGAUCCGGAGCCCUGACGAUGCUUGUUGGAGCUAUCGUUGUGAUGACCUCCAUGCUGAUCAUUAUCGCCAUCUGUCGGUGUUUUGAUAAUCUGGUGAGGUGUUUUACGGGACCCUGUAGAAGACCCAUCUUUCCUCCACCCGCACAGUUGUUCAGUACGCUCCAAGAGCACCGACCCGCUCAGGAUAACAUUUACUGUGGUAUUGGUGUGGAACUUCCUCUCAUCUCCAUAACUGAUGCCUGUGUUGAGUGUCUAGUAUGAUGGUACGGGUUCAGCAGGAGAGAUAAUAGCAAUUGGUUCGCAAGUUUUGUAUUCUAAUAUUUAAUCCGAUCCCACUUAAUUUUAUUUUAUAUCCUAUUUGUCAAUUUUUAUUUACUCAUAAAUGACAUGAUUAUUUACAAAGUGUGUUGUUUGGUUUUAAUCUCUGUAUGCCAUUUUAUUAGAUAGUAAGGAGUUCUAGUUGUCGGGACCGUAAACGCCAAACAGUUGGUUUGGGGUCGUUCACAUAUAAUACGUAAUC